This is a messenger RNA of Stylophora pistillata, 2543 nucleotides long. RefSeq lists its product as uncharacterized. Gene Ontology annotation, cellular component: lamellipodium; actin-based cell projection; SCAR complex. The record is from RefSeq and is a predicted model, not a curated record. NCBI's taxonomy places the organism in Eukaryota, Metazoa, Cnidaria, Anthozoa, Scleractinia, Pocilloporidae. Gene Ontology annotation, biological process: neuron migration. Gene Ontology annotation, molecular function: SH3 domain binding; signaling adaptor activity.
GCAACUCGGGUUUCUCACAAGUGUAAUCGAUACGGUGCUAAAGCGGCCUACAGAAUACAUUAAUUUAUAAAGCUCUUCCACUGUGGACGCUUCUGUGAUAUCAAAGAAUUUUGACUAUACUUUAUAAAUCGGCCAGAACAAAUCGCUUGUCCUUCUUUGUAGGAUUGUAUCACAGUGUAAAGACCCUUAUUUUUUCUGCGGCAUACAAUGAAACAGACGUAGACAGACAGCCCCCGCUUCUUUCCUGGUGGAGGAGGAAAUUCCAUUUUUGUGAGGAAAUUAACGGUAAUUUUACGCAGAUUCUACGAAAGUGAUCUUCUGCAAUCCAGGAUGGAAGAGAUAGACAGCUUGAUUCAGACUCUUAUGGAGAAAGAAAUUCCUGAUGGGCGACAGGCUUUGAAAGAUGGGCACGAAAAUCUGGCUAAAGUCGCUGCUUACUGCGAACAGAAAUAUCGAGACACAAACAAGCAUCACGCUUCGCCUGGCUCAGAUAAAACGAAGGCUUUCGAAGAAACAAGGGCUGCUCUGGAAGAGACAAAAAAGUUCGCCACACAGUCGUUAGCAAGCGUGGCUUAUCAGAUAAACUCUUUAGCCCUCAGCAUGUUGAAUUUGAUGGAUAAUCAAGCUCUGAAGGUAGAGUCACUAGAAGCCACAGUUCAUCUCUUUGGACAGAGUGUUGAAGCUCAUAAAGAGAAAGUGGCUCGUCUCAAGAUAGGUGCUCUUGGUUCCAACAAGUCAAGAAAAAUUGUACCUAAAAUAGUGAUACCAGCUGAAAGAGAGGAACCUGAAACAUACGAUUAUGAGGGAGUGCCAAUCGAUUUUCACAGUCUGGAUAAUUUAGGGAAUGGUGCCAAGACAAAGAGCAGAUCUCAAGAAGGUCAACAAGGCAGCAAGAAAAAAGGAGGCAGAGGAAGUUCAAGGAGGGCGCAAUUCACAAAUCCUCCACCUCCUCCUGUACCCCCUCCAUCUGUGCCUUCAUCAGGUUCAGACCUGCCCUCACCCCAACCAGAGGCAAACCAGGCAACUGCAUUUCCAGCAGAUAGUGGUGCCAGUGUCCCUCCUCCUCCACCACUCCCAACAGGGGUACCUGCUCCCCCACCCCCUCCUGGCAUUGGAGGAUCUGUGCCUCCCCCACCACCACCACUUCCUGGAAUAGGAGGAUCGAUACCUCCCCCACCACCACCACCGGAUAUUGGAGGAUCAGUACCAUCCCCUCCACCACCUCCUGGUAUUGGAGGAACACUCCCACCUCCGCCGCCACCACCCCCUGGUAUUGGAGGAGCCAUACCACCCCCACCACCACCCCCUGGUUUAGGAGGAGCAGUUCCUUCCUUACCAAAACCCUCUGGUAAAGGAGGAGCAGUUCCCCCUCCCCCACCACCACCCCCUUGUGUAGGAGGAGCAAUUCCUUCUCCACCAAAACCCCCUGGUAAAGGAGGAGCAGUUCCUCCUCCCCCACCACCACCCCCUGCUAUAGGAGGGGCAAUUCUGCCACCACCAACACCCACUGUUGUUCCAUCCUCACUAAUUCCCCCUGGCUCAGGAGGAUCAAUUCCUGCCCCACCACCGCCCCCUCCUUUGCCGAGUGAUGGUGCCAAUGCUAAGCUAUCCAAGCCAGGCACAAUGAGUCCAACCUCCUCACCCCCUCCCGAUGAGGAAGACUACUACCAAUCCCCAUCAUCACUACCAAUGCCGGUGCCACAAGAGGACUUGUACCAGGUCCCUUCCUUGUUAACAGGAAAAGAGAAGUCUUGCAUCCCUAACAGCUAUAUAGAAAAAGUCGUGACCUUGUAUGAAUAUGUUCGGGAAAGAGACGACGAGCUUACAUUUCAAGCAGGAAAGAUCAUUUACGUCGUCAAGAAAUAUGAUAACGGUUGGUUCGAGGGUGUCAUGGAAAAUGGUUCAAGUGGUCUAUUCCCGGGAAAUUAUGUGGAAAUUUGUCUUUAAUGAAAGACAGCAAUUUCGUUUACUCGCGUAAAUGUUGGCGUAGCGGAAAAAAAAUCCUCUAUAUGCAAAUUAUGGUGUAGGAAAAGUUUAAGAUUGUGACCAAGUUUGAAGAACCGCAAGGAAAUGCAAGUAAGGAAACUGCAGUUGAAUGGUCGGUUUAUUUAUACUUCUUAUAUUUACACUGAAACAAAACAAGUUAGAGGCUUGUUCAAGAUAAAUCUGGCCGCAUAUAAUAUAGCAAAAACAUUUAUGUUCAAUGUAGCCGAAUUCUGCGGUAUAUAGUUAAAGAAAUCUUUCUCUUUGCACCAGUUCAACUGGUUGGACAAAAGCUGUAACCAAGCUUGAGUUAUGAAUUUUGCAUGAUUUUAGGCCAAGCUUGUUUGAAACGAAUAGUUUGAACAUUUUAAUAGCUCUUAUAAUUUUCUGAAUAACUUCGUUUAUGAAUAAGUAUAAUCGCAGAAAACAAAGGACAACUUUGCAAUUAAAAGCAAGAAAUUUUAAGAACUGGCAUACAUAUUUGCUUAGAAUUGGGUUAAAUUACGAUAUAAAAAGAUGCUACUACUUUUAUUUGUUUAAUAAACGCCAUGCAAACCCGA